AUGUACUCACGAUACCAUUUCGGAUACCUCCUAGAUUACAAUACCCCCACCAAGAUACCCGCGACAGUGGCACCGGCCGAGACCGAAAUGCCCUCCAAGUUUCUGCCUAUGGACGGAAAGGGAGAAGAGUACUUUGAGACGUCGACUUCACCUGUGGUUCUUCAGCUUGAAAAGUCGCGACGAAACCUCGACAAGGGCGCAAUUAGCCCCAAAGUCCACCUCAACACGGCGCUGACUCUGUUUUCCGAGCUGGAUCUGCCGCUCCACAGAAAGGCCAGUGCUCUGCUCCGAUACCUGUCUGCCGACGUGCUCGAAAAUCUGGCGAAAAGCAGCGAUGCCUCCAACGUUUUCAGCAAGUUUGGUUGCUACUACCAGGCCCACGAUUGGGUGGCUUUGAUGAAAGUGCUCCAAAAUGAAAAGGACUUUUUGCUGACGUCGUCUUCCGUGUCCGGCUAUACCAACAACGAGAACCAGUACUACACCGACCCUCAGUUGGUUCUGACUCCCGAUUCCGAUCGAAAGCCUCCAGUGGGAUCUCCAUCCACCUCCCAGUCCCAGACCCCGGUACACAAACGCAAACGCACGCGCAAGCCCGCCUCGGAGAUCCCCGUGUGUCCUUCUCUGACCAAUUUGUGA
Messenger RNA from Yarrowia lipolytica CLIB122, 636 nucleotides. RefSeq lists its product as uncharacterized. Lineage: Eukaryota; Fungi; Ascomycota; Dipodascomycetes; Dipodascales. The record is from RefSeq and is a predicted model, not a curated record.